Caenorhabditis bovis is the source of this 1047-nucleotide messenger RNA. Lineage: Eukaryota; Metazoa; Nematoda; Chromadorea; Rhabditida; Rhabditidae. The record is from the annotation of a GenBank genome assembly.
AUGUUUUGGUUCAUACUACUCUCAUCAUGCAUUGCGAUCCAUGCUCAGCAGGGGAUGAUGUUGGAUCUUCAUCCGGCUGCUGGGCCAGACCUUUUUCCAGUGUUGACACCGGAAAUGGAAAAAUUGACGAAUGAAUUUGAUGAAUUCCUCGGUGAAUCCCUCAUCGAUCCCGAAGGAAAACCGAUCAUUGAGCCCAACAAAAUUCAUAUAAUGGUAAAAGAAGAAGAUCGUCGACGUGAGGCAAUGGAAAUUCAGCGAAUUCUCGAUGAACAACAGAAUGAAGAGAAGAAAGUAACCGCUGAAACAUGGUUUGCCACAUUGAUUGGAUGUUGUAUGGUUGUGAGCUGCGGCGUUAUUCCUGCGUUUUUGUUGCCGGAGAAUAUGAAUCAAUUUUUGGCGUCUAUUGAAGGUCAGCGAAAACUCAAUUUGCUUCUUAGCUUUGCCGUUGGCUCUUUGCUCGGCGAUGUUUUUCUUCACCUCCUUCCGGAGUCUUUUGAAAAUAAUAUUAACAAAAUCAGCGUUGGAUUGUGGAUUCUUGGAGGAUAUUUGAUCUUCUCGCUGAUUGAGAAGGUUGGAGCAUCGACCGAAGAGGGUUCGCAUCAGUUGUGCGCUUACAUGAAUCUUGCCGCUAAUAUCGUUGACAACUUUGCACACGGGUUGGCUGUUGGUGGAAGCUUCUUGGUUUCAACGAAACUUGGUGUAAUGACUACCAUCAGCAUUCUUUUACACGAGAUACCCCACGAGAUCAGCGAUUUUGCGAUAUUGUUGAGAGCUGAUUAUGAGAGAGCAGAUGCAAUUAAAGCUCAACUGGUUACCGCCACCGCGGGUGUAUUUGGAUCGUGUGUUGCUCUCGGACUUCAUACCUCCGACGUUUCGGUAAUUGAGACGCUGCUACCAUUUACAGCUGGCGGAUUUCUGAACAUUGCUCUAACUCAGCUCCUUCCUGAGCUCAACGAGGAGCGUUCUGCUGUACAAAACCUGAAGCAACUUGUAAUGGUUGGUUGCGGAAUUAUGUCAAUGACAUUAUUGAACUCCUUCAACUUCUAG